CUGGAUCGUCUUUUCCUUUACAGAGUGGACACUUUGCAAGAAAAUGGGACGAAUGCGCACAGGAGGGUGACCUGACAGGAGGACGGACAUUAACAGUGACCCCUGCGCGUCCAUUGGAUUGAAAAAGUUGGCAAACUGACAGUAGAAGAACUACAAUCUGUUGAUAUUCUUGCCAGGAAGACACAGUACAUAAAUCAUACCGAAACAAAUGCAUGCUCUCUCGAAACAAGAACAUUUGACUUUAAACCAAACUCCCCAAUGGACUCUCUGAAAGCAGAAACGGUUGUGUUGACGUCACAUGGGAUGAAGGACAACAUCAAGAGCCCCAACAUGCCUGAGGUGACUGUUCGUCUUUUGAUCAAUUACAACAAGUGCCACAAGACUGUAGUGAGAGUAAGCCCACAGGUGCCCAUAGAGAGGCUUCUUCCAGUGUUAUGUGAAAAGUGUGAUUUAAGAGUCAAGACAACUGUCCUUCUGCGAGACGAUCGGUCCCAUGAGCCACUGGACAUCAACAAGACUUUAAAUGAGCAUGGACUAAGGGAAUUGUAUGCAGAAGGCCGAACUGAUAAAAAUCAGUUGGUUGAUCAAUAUCAACCCAGUACAAAUGCAGCAGCCAAUGUGACUCCUGUACAACAUCUGGAAGACAUGCCCUUUAAGACAAAGAAACAAAAGGAGAACAACAACCUUCUCAGCUUGUUCCGAAGACUGAAGAAAAAAGCUGACAUGGAAGGGGCAGUAAGUCCUCUGACUUCUCCUGGUCUCCACAAACAAAAGUCUGCUGAUGCAACCAAACAGAAUAUUUCUUAUCCAAACACCCCGCGGGCAGAUAUGCUUAAAAAGAGGCAAGCACCAGCGCCCCCCAUGGGUGUAUCCCAGACCAUCCCUGACAACUUCAAUCAUCUCAAAGGAUCACAGGGAUCUGCUGCCUCAAACUUAAAAAACCCAAAAAGGAAGGCCCCGCCCCCUCCUAUUGUGAACACAUUACAGGACCUGCUAGUGGACACACCUGAUGAAAGUCAAAUGAGUGACCGUUAAACCUCUGGGUGAGUGCCUCGAUGACACAGAGUGGACAAUGACCUUCAUUGCACACCUCCACCCUCGCUCUGCCCACAACAACCAGAUUCUGAUUCAACAACAUGCAAGAUGUCAAUGUAUUCAGUUCUAGCUUCACCUAGACAUGAAGAGGAGCCAUCACAUAAACUGUGUUCUGAGUGCUAGAGGUCCACUUCUAGAAGUGCAUUCUCACUUGUUUCUAGAUAGGUGCGAGCAAGUACCCACUAAGCGAUGAGUGACAAGGUGGGCACAAUGAGUGGGACAAUAGUGUAAUCAGAACAUACAAGGAGGCCAUAAGAGCCCUUUUAGACAAGUUGCUCCACUUCCUUUGACCACAAAAUAUGAAGUUUGCUAAAAUGGUGUUAAUGGUGAAGACGAUCACAUCUCGAGCAGCCAAAAUUGAAUGUGGCUGCCUCAAAGCUAGCUGUACCACACGCUUGAUGCACACAUUGUGCACUAAAAUUCAUAUUGUGGCGACUAAAGGCCACCCUCAGGGAGAUAAUCCAGAAGACAAAAGAGAGACUGAGACAACAAUGUGAACCUGACAUGAACAACGAGAGCAUUGGUCACCAACCUUUUUGGGCCCAAGGUCCCCGGUCUUGACCAUGAACCAGGGAAAGAUCACCUUUUAAUGCAAUUUUAAAAAAAGACCACAUUCCUUACAAAUCAAGGCUUUUAUUUGGCAAUAAUAGACGCCUUAGCUGUUACCACAUUUCGUUUUGCUCAAACUUUUCAGUAGGAAAAAUAACACAUUUUGCAAUUAAUAGAAAAUAUGAAUUGCCAUGUAAUUUCUAAGCCUAUUAACUUGCUCAACUCAAGGCCUUCUAUUUGACAAUAAUACACACAUUUGCUGUUGCUACGUUUAGUUUUGCUCAAACUUUACUUUUGCAGUUAACUGAAAAUAUAAUUUGCCAUGUAAAUUCAAAGCGUAUGAACUUGCUUAAAGUUGCAACAUUUAGUCACUCAAGUCAGUGUGAUGGCUGUGACUGAACACUGUAAGUGUUUUGUUGCACACAGCUAGUCUGAGGCAGUCUGUGAGGUGUCUGUCACUAAGGCAGCUCCUGUACAUUGACUUUGUUAUUUUCAUUUGUGAAAAAGCCAUUUCACACAGGUAAGUGGAACCAAAUUAAGCCGCGAGUUUUAGUGCACAUGUAGUGAGAAAGGGGAUAUUCUCUUUGUUUACCAGUCCCCAAAAUGUGCUGUUCCCUGCUCCGGCUUUCAAUUCAAUGUCAUUUUGCAAAUCAAUUAUUUCCAUGUCAAUAUCAAUUUGUACACCAAAUGCAUGUUGGAAUUUUUCAGCUACCUGUUCUUCAUCAAUGAGCUGCAAAAGGUUUGACAUGACAU
Messenger RNA from Entelurus aequoreus (snake pipefish), 2397 nucleotides. Its product is annotated as cordon-bleu protein-like 1. The record is from RefSeq and is a predicted model, not a curated record. The transcript is spliced from 8 exons. The coding region runs from base 259 to 1035 and encodes 258 amino acids. Lineage: Eukaryota; Metazoa; Chordata; Actinopteri; Syngnathiformes; Syngnathidae. Gene Ontology annotation, molecular function: actin monomer binding.